Molecule: messenger RNA, 2079 nt
Organism: Neohortaea acidophila
Lineage: Eukaryota; Fungi; Ascomycota; Dothideomycetes; Mycosphaerellales; Teratosphaeriaceae
Exons: 3
Coding region: 1-2079 (692 amino acids)
Source: RefSeq, a predicted model, not a curated record
AUGGCCCGCCGUGGCCAAGCGAGCAUUGCUCGCCACAAGCAAGAUGACGCCUACGAGCAGUCCAUCAAAGACCCCGAGAAGUUCUGGACGCGUCAGGCCAAGCAGCUGGUAUGGCACAAGGAGCCCACGCAUGCUUAUGCGGAGACCCAGAGGAAGCUCGACUCCGGCACCGAGCACCGCGCGUGGUCCUGGUUCCCCGACGGCGAGAUCUCCACCACCUACAACUGCUUGGAACGACACAUUGAAGCUGGCAAUGGAGAUAAUGUCGCCAUCAUCUGGGACAGCCCGGUCACGAAGCAGAAGGAGAAGUAUACUUAUUCCCAGCUGCAGGAAGAGGUGGCCACGUUGGCGGGAGUGCUCAAAGAGGAGGGUGUUGGCAAGGGAGACGUGGUCUGUGUAUACAUGCCCAUGAUCCCCGCUGCUCUCAUUGGCAUCCUCGCAGUCGCUCGCCUCGGCGCCAUACACGCUGUCGUCUUUGGCGGCUUCUCCGCCUCCUCCCUCGCUCAACGAAUUGAAGCCAGCUCGGCACAAGUCAUCCUGACCGCCAGCUGCGGCAUCGAGGGCGCAAAAGGCCCCUUGCCCUACUCACCCAUGGUGCGAGGCGCCGUAAAAGAGUCUCCGCACAAACCACAACGUACCAUCAUCUGGCAACGCGAACAGAGCAAGUGGGAAGAUUUGUCGGAGCAAGACGGCGAGCGUGACUGGAAGCAACUGGUGGCCAAGGCCAAAGAGCGUGGAUUGAAGGCUGACAACGUCCCUGUCAAGAGCACCGACGGCCUCUAUAUCAUCUACACCAGCGGGACAACCGGCCUCCCCAAAGGAGUCUUGAGAACGGCAGGCGGCCACGCUGUGCAACUGAAUCUCUCCAUCCGCUAUCUUUUUGGUAUCCGCGGCCCAGGCGACGUCAUUUUCACGGCCAGCGACAUUGGAUGGGUUGUCGGGCAUUCUUACAUCCUCUACGCUCCUCUCCUCGCCGGCGCCACGUCAGUUUUGUUCGAAGGCAAGCCGAUCGGAACUCCUGAUGCCGGGACGUUCUGGAGGAUGCUGGAAGAGCAUAAAGUCAAUACCUUCUUCACCGCGCCCACUGCCUUGCGAGCCAUACGCAAGGAAGAUCCGGAAAACAAGUUCUUCAAGAAGCGAGGAGAGGCAGGAGGGCUGAAGAACCUGAGGGCGCUCUUCCUCGCAGGCGAGAGAUCGGAGCCGAGCAUCAUCAAUCUCUACCACGACCUUGUGCAGAAGUACGCUGCCCCCGGCGCCCAGGUCAUCGAUCAUUGGUGGUCAAGCGAGAGCGGAAGCCCCAUGACUGGCCUGACGUUGAUGCCCAAUGUCGCCUUUGACGCCGCCGACACCGAGUUUUCCGAACAGCUGCCCAUCAAACCCGGCUCUGCUGGAAAGCCCUUGCCAGGGUUUGAAAUCAAAAUCGUGGACGACGACGGGAAAGAAGUUGGGCCUGGAGAGAUGGGAAACAUUGUCCUCGGCAUUCCAUUUGCCCCGUCGGGUUUCACUACGCUUUGGCGGGACGAUGAGAGAUUUUGGAAGAGUUAUCUACGCCGCUUCAAUGGGAAAUGGAUGGACACUGGCGAUGCUGGUUUGGCCGACGAGAACGGAUACAUCUGGGUCAUGUCAAGAGCAGACGACGUGAUCAACGUCGCCGCCCAUCGUCUAAGCACCGGCGCCAUCGAGCAAGCCAUCGGAACCCACCCCGACAUCACCGAAGUCGCCGUCGUCCCCAUCCCCGACGAAAUGAAAGGCCAUAUUCCAUUUGCCUUUGUCGGGCUCGAAAACCCCCCCGAUGACCUGCUCAAGGAUCUCAAUGAGCGGCUACGCAAACACAUCGGCCCCAUUGCCAUGCUCGGCGGCUUCAUUUCCCAGCCCGGCGUCAUCCCCAAGACCCGCAGCGGCAAGACGCUUCGUCGGUGUCUGAAGGAGAUCGUCGAGAAUGCUUUGAAUGGCGAGUUUGAUAAGGAGAUUACGGUGCCGGCAACUGUGGAGGAUGCAUCUGUGGUGGACAAGGCGAAGGCUGCUGCGAAAGAUUACUUCACCAACGGAGCGGGUGCGAAGCUGAAGGCGAAACUAUAG